Molecule: messenger RNA, 204 nt
Organism: Botrytis deweyae
Lineage: Eukaryota; Fungi; Ascomycota; Leotiomycetes; Helotiales; Sclerotiniaceae
Exons: 1
Coding region: 1-204 (67 amino acids)
Source: RefSeq, a predicted model, not a curated record
AUGCUUCCUUAUCUACGAAAACGCCAUGCUAUACAUUCUGAUGCAGGAUCCGUCAUGAUCAUUCCUCGUGAGCGCAUCAGUACUGGCCAGUACUUGGCUCGACUUUAUGUGCAGAUCAAGACGAAAUUCCUGCAAAAAAGCUCCGAUCCGGGUAAUCCAGUAGUACGGGAAAAUACUCGCAACAGGCGAGCCGCAAUCACUUGA